Calliphora vicina (urban bluebottle blowfly) is the source of this 403-nucleotide messenger RNA. RefSeq lists its product as uncharacterized. The record is from RefSeq and is a predicted model, not a curated record. The transcript has a single exon. The coding region runs from base 86 to 211 and encodes 41 amino acids. NCBI's taxonomy places the organism in Eukaryota, Metazoa, Arthropoda, Insecta, Diptera, Calliphoridae.
UUUUAUUUGUAUAUUUUACUUGUGGGAUUGUUUUUUGAAGCUAUUUGCUUUAUAUCUUGAAAAUUUUUAUAUCAGUCUACAUCAAAUGAUGAAACUGUGCUCAUCUUGCAGAAGCUCUAAACUGCUAAAUAUUGUAAUUGAUCAACGUCUUAGAAUUGACACCUGUCGAUAUCUAAUCGAGAUUCUAUCGCGACGCAUAACGGGUGAAUAAAUCCCCUCCAACAAAAAAAAACGACAAAAAUUAAUAAAAUAAUUAUUGUGAAGUGUAAAGGUUCUGGAAAGAAAAGAAUUUAUUUUGUGACCAAAACAAAACAAAUAAAAAAAAGUGAAACAACAAAAGAAAUUCCUUAAAAGGAAGUAGAUUAUUCAAAUUCAACGGAAUUCUUUUGUUUUAACCAACAAA